CAGGGCUGGGACAACCGCGGCCUGGGCCUGGCAAGGCCUGCGGACCUGCGCUCGACGGCGCGCGGCAGCAGCCUCUAAGCCCGCGCUGCAGCGUUUGGCCUCUUCCCGCUGCGGGGCUCACAAGCUCGCUGCCCCUGCGGCCGGCGCCCUGGCCUCAGCCUCUGGCUCGCGAAAGGAGCCGCUGCCGAAGCUGCUUUGCUCCGUGAGGCCUCGAUCAAAAUGGCCCUGUAAGUGUGGUUGCCUAGGGGCUGUCCAAGACCCUUCUAGCAUGAUGACCCUAUCCCAGCAAGACUUCUGUACUCCAGGAAGGAUAACCUCCAAAGUGACAGCCCUGCCCAGGGAGCCUAUUUGACACCGAACAUGCCGCAUAUCCCACAAUAAUAGAGUUCCGAUGACGUUGGUAAAAAGAAGAAAUGGCUUCAGUAGAUAGAUACGGGUGGACGGCUGCCUGCUAAUAUUGCAUGACAGGAUUUUGAGGUGUUGAGUGAUGGUCUCACUGGACUAUUUCGGAGGUUCCACCAAGAUCAUUUUGAAGACCAUUGUUUGGCAGCAUUACAGAGGACCCUGAAGCCAACAGGUGCACUCACUGGACACCUUGUACCGUAACUCUUUACUCUUCAGAUAUGUUGUCAAGGGAAGUUAGAUGCCAUGUUGUGAGCAACCCUAUGGUGCAUGUGUCAAGAAACUGUGACAUCCUUCCAACAGCCAGUGAGAAACUGAGACCUGAAGUCAAGAGCCAUGUGCAUGGGCCUUCUUGGGAGUAGAUCCUACAUCCCUAUUCAAGCCUUCGGAGAACUGUAGCUUUGGUUGACAUCCACCUUGACUGCAACCUCAAGAGAAAUACUGAACCAGAACCACCUGGAUAAGCUUCUUUCAAAUUCCUGCCCCUCAGAAACAAUAUGAGGAAAGUGAGGCACAGUGAAGCCAAGACAUUGGUUAAAGAUCACAGAGCUGGAAGAUUCCCAAGGAUGCAGAAGGAAAUGAAGAUGAUCAAAAAUGAGGAUGUGCUUUUCAAUUUGGGUGUGAAGAGGGCCCCCUCCUUUCCCCAGUGCCUGCAACCAGUGGUUUCCCGAGGGAAAGCUCCCCAAAGACACCCCUUCCCAGAAGCUCUUCAGGGGCCUUUUUCCCAAUUUCGGUAUGAACCUCCUCCAGGACACCUAGGCGGAUUCCCGGGGGUCUUUGAAGGAGGAGGGUCUCGGAAACGGAAGAGCAUGCCCACCAAGAUGCCCUAUAACCAUGCUGCGGAAGAAGCCCCUCUUGCCCUCCACUCUGAGGAGAGCAAAAACCACCGCCCGCCGAACCUCCCCCUGCUGUUCCCACAGCCCCCACGGCCCAAGUAUGACUCACAGAUGAUCGACCUGUGCAACGUGGGCUUCCAGUUCUACCGCUCUCUGGAACACUUGGGGGGCAGGCCCGUCAAGCAAGAGCCCGUGAAGCCCAGUGCCAUGUGGCCCCAGCCGACGCCACCCCCAUUCCUGACCACGCCCUACCCCUACUACCCCAAAGUGCCCCCGGGCCUCAUGUUCCCCUUCUUCAUGCCCUCUGCAUCCCCCUUCCCCUUCGGCCGGCACACCUUCCUGCCCAAGCCCCCGGCUGAGCCGCUGCUGCCGCGCAAGGCUGAGCCGCAGGAGAGCGAGGAGACGCAGCAGAAGGUGGAACGCGUGGACGUGAACGUGCAGAUUGACGACAGCUACUACGUGGACGUGGGCGGGGCGCAGAAGCGCUGGCAGUGCCCCACCUGUGAGAAGUCCUACACCUCCAAGUACAACCUGGUGACCCACAUCCUGGGCCACAGCGGUAUCAAGCCGCACGCGUGCACCCGCUGCGGGAAGCUCUUCAAGCAGCUCAGCCAUCUGCACACCCACAUGCUGACCCACCAGGGCACGCGGCCCCACAAAUGCCAGGUGUGCCACAAGGCCUUCACGCAGACCAGCCACCUGAAGCGCCACAUGAUGCAGCACAGCGAGGUGAAGCCACAUAACUGCCGCGUGUGUGGCCGGGGUUUUGCCUACCCCAGCGAGCUCAAGGCCCACGAGGCCAAGCACGCCAGCGGGCGGGAGAACAUCUGUGUGGAGUGCGGCCUCGACUUCCCCACGCUGGCCCAGCUGAAGAGGCACCUCACCACGCACCGGGGCCCCAUCCAGUACAACUGCUCCGAGUGUGACAAGACCUUCCAGUACCCGAGCCAGCUGCAGAACCACAUGAUGAAGCACAAGGACAUCCGGCCCUACAUCUGCUCCGAGUGUGGCAUGGAGUUUGUGCAGCCCCACCACCUCAAGCAGCACUCCCUCACCCACAAGGGUGUGAAGGAGCACAAAUGUGGAAUUUGUGGGCGGGAGUUCACUCUGUUGGCCAACAUGAAGAGACACGUGCUGAUCCACACCAAUAUCCGUGCCUACCAAUGUCACCUCUGCUAUAAGAGUUUUGUGCAGAAACAGACCCUCAAGGCGCACAUGAUCGUCCACUCUGACGUGAAGCCUUUCAGAUGCAAGCUGUGUGGGAAGGAAUUCAACCGGAUGCACAACCUAAUGGGCCACAUGCACCUACACUCCGACAGCAAGCCCUUCAGGUGCCUCUACUGCCCCAGCAAAUUCACCCUGAAGGGGAACCUGACUCGCCACAUGAAAGUCAAGCAUGGGGUCAUGGAGCGGGGCCUCCAUUCUCAAGGGUUUGGAAGGGGUAGAACUGCCCUGGUGCAGACGGCCGGGGCCCUGCGGAGUCUGGAGCAGGAGGAGCCCUUUGACCUUUCCCAGAAGCGCGGGGCGAAGGCGCCGGCCUUCCAGUCGGACGGGGAGAGCGCCAGGGGCAGCUCCUGCCACGAGGAGGAGGACGAGGACAACUGCUACGAGGUGGAGCGGGACAGCCCGGACCUGGGCCCCCAGGGCAGGCCACUGUGCGCUCCCCAGGAUCUCUCCAGCCAGCCCAAGAGGGCCCCCAGGGUCCCCGGGGCAGCCUGCGGUGAGGAAGAGGACCUGCCGAAAGGGGGCCGCCAGGAGCAGAGCAAGGACAGCCGUGGGUCAGAGGGCGGCCCGCAGAGAGAGUUUGCCUGCAGGGAUGAGUGUCUCGGUCUCAGGGCUCUACAGAGCACCCGGCGGGCGCCCCCCUGCUCUGAGGACUUGUACUUCAAGCACAGAGAUGAGAGUUUGAAAGAAUUACUGGAGAGGAAAAUGGAAAAACAAGCAGUGCUUUUAGGUAUCUAAGUGGACGGUUUUAAAAUUGCAUUUGGAAAAUGAGAGCUAGGCAGUUGAAAUACAGCUUUCUGCCUGAGCUGUCAUUUACUGCAGACUGACAAACGGCGCAGAUCUGUACAAAUGGCUCAGAUUUAAUGAGCAGGGACUGUCUUCAGUAAUGUAAAUACUUCUCAGGUCAUUUCUUGGGCCCUUGGUUUUUAACACAUGUGCAGUGUCUCCUUCAGUGUUAUUUUAUGUACCUCCAGAAUAAUCUGUACAUUUCUUCUAGACAGCUAAUUGUAAGCUGAUGCUGAGGUGCUUUUAGAAAUUCUAUUCUCCAUUGACUAAUAUGUAAUACAUGGUAAAUCUUUUUCUAGUUGCAAAAGUAUGGUGCUUGACAUGUUACCUUAGUAACAACUAUUUAGUGGAAUGUGUGAAAGUAUAGUAUUUUUCCAGAUAGAUGAAAAUAUGAGUCGUAUAUAUAAAAAUCACCUUUAUUAAGUAAUCAGAAAUACCAGAAUAAACAAAGGAGGAUGAGUUACUUGAAGUGAAUGUUCUCGAGUAGUUGCUGCAGAUAUAAGAUAAAAUUUCAAGAGAAUAUGGGUAAUUUUGAAAACACUGCAAUACUUAGAGUCCUGUUCUCUUCAGUGACCUUAAUGAGAGGCAUCCCUUGGAGCAUGUUUCCAGGUGGCCAGCCGGUGCUCAGUGUCUGCAGGCUAAGCCCUUGUGUCCCGAGCAGGCUCCCUUCUGGAGACCUUGCUCUGGGGCCUCAUGCAGGAAGAGUUGUCACCCUGUGAGUAGUGGGUUCUCUUUGGUGCUGGAGCUGGAAGAGUGGGGAGAGUUCUCCCUGAAAUCAAAGCUUGGACUUAAUUGGAGUCUUAGAAUAGCCACCAGCUAAUCACUAGUGAGGGAGAUUCUGGGCUGUUCUCAGUGCUGCCUGCACAUUAGAAUCAUCUGGGGGAACCUUUUUAAAAAUACCAGUGUUGGGUCCUCACUCCCUGAGACUCUGACUUAACUGGUAGUAGGGUACAAGCACUGGUGUUUUCCAGCUGCCCCAGAUGGUCCGUAUGUGUGGCCAGGGCUGAGAAAAGCUGGCAAGGCUAAAAGAGUGGGUGCCAGGACUCCCCAGGGGCUUCAGAUUGAUUAGGGUGGAGAACAGAAGACCCCAAAAUCAUACUGAUGAUGUAGGCUUUCUUAACCUGCUCUGUAAGAGCCUCAUGAGGGGACACACACACACAUACACACACACACACACACUCUGUAUAAACACACACUUUUUGUACUAGAAGAUGAUGCCUGUGAUGUUUAUGGUCACUUAAUAUGUUUAAAAACACAUGGCUAGCCUACAGUGACUCUGAUGUCUUCCUAGAUGCUUGAAUCAUGAUUCUGAUGAGUGACACUGACUAGAAUGAGGGCUGAGCCCAGCAGGUAGGCUUUGUUUAGUGUGGGCACCACGUCAGACAGUAGGGACAGGAUGUGGCACACGUGUGGCUGACUGUAAGCAGUGACCCUCUGGUACUGUGUCUGUGUUUAUGUAAACACUGCCUCUUGUUUGGUAGUUUCUACUCUUAUUUGUAGAGCUAGGUACUGUUUAUUAUUUUGCUUCUUCUCCUGAAGUUCACAAUGCACUUCUUUAGAAGAGCUGGCCAACCCUGACUGCUGGAUGCUGACUUUUUCUCUUGGCCACAGUGCUCCCCCAGCAGCCUCAUCUUGUUCUCAUUCACCCGUGUGCUUUGUCAAUCCCUGCAGCGUUUCUCCUGCCACCCUGCCUAAUGCGCCUUCCUUGAGCCUCACCACCACCACAAAGUGCCAAGGCUGCUUGGGUUUCCUGCUGCCCCCCGUGUCCUGAAGUCAGAGCACCUGCAAAAGGGAUGGCGAAGGGACGAGCGCGUUUCUGUGGUCAUCAGCACAGCUGUGGGCCAAGAACCUGUCCCAGGUCCUCAAAGGGGCAGCUUGCCUUCCGUUCAUUAAUAACAUGGCUCAGCAGUGCCUCUGAUGAAAUCACCCUGUAGGCUAGCAGAGCAGUCUGUUAGCCUCCAGCUCUGAGGGUCCUGCUGCACAUUCAUUCUUUCUGCAGCCAUGUGUUGAGGACCUACUGAAGGGCUGCAGGUUUCCAGUUUGCUCCGGGGAUGCCUAGCUGGAGUAGGAGCUAGGAAAUCUAGAAGAGCAAGCUCUAGUCUUUUCCAACCCCAGUGAAUAGUGUAGGAAUAUUUGAGGAACAAGUUAAUGUUGAGAUGGAGAGAGUAUGGUCUAGAAUGGUGGUUUCCAAGUCUUGUACUGAGUAGCAAGAAGUCCCCCACAGGCCCCUCCAGAGUUGCUAAGGGAGAAGAGAAACUCAGCCCUCUGGCCAACUUUACUCACAGCAGCUCAGUUUUCUCUGUUUUAUAUGUUAGCCUUCCAAGUAAAAUUUCAUGUGGAGGGAGGAAAAAAGGUCUAGGAAAAGUAACAAAAAACUGUUAUGGAAUGUAUUCUAAAGCCUGUUUUUAGUUCUUGACUGGGUAUGAGAAACUUAAUUAGAUCUAACCUGAUGGUUAAUAUCCACUGAUCUUCUAAGACCCAUGGCUAAAAUCUUGGUUAUGUAUGUUGUUGCAUGACCAACAUCCUGGUUUGCCCCGCACAACCCUGGUUAUGCCUGUUUUCCCAGGGUAAUUACUAAUAGUGCCACCUUACCUCUCAAAAGCAUCCCAGUUUGGGAGAUAUACUAUAGGGACACCCUGUGCGUCAGUGCAGAGCUAAGAGAAGGGUUGGCCAACCUUACCGAGUGAGCUGACUAACCAGAAUGCAAGCCUGGAGGAGAGCCCAUGCGGCCAUCCUCAGAAUUAAGGGAGGAGACCAUCCAAGGUCACCAGCGCGCCAGGAGCCAGGGCAGCGUGACACUCAUCUCACUGUGGCACUCGCAAAAUAGGUCACCACCAAAUGCUUUCCAGGCUUUUGACCGCUGGCACUUUGAAACAGCCAACAGACCAGCCAAGUGGCAUAGUUUUCUUUUAUCCCUUUUAUUCAGACCUAUGAUUACUCCCUCUGGUUGCCUUCCCAUUCUCCUUUCAUCCUCUCUUUUUAACAGUUCAACUCCCCACUGGCCAUUAGACUGAGGCCGACCUUCCCUAGUCCCGCAAGGGUAACUGGCAUAUUUGUAUAUGAGUAGUUGCAUGAGAAAGCCCAGUGUGCGUACUGUAUUUAUUAAGCCCUGAAGGCAUUUAAUAAAAUAUUAACAUCAUGUUUUGAGUCAUGAUCUUUGCUUUGCUGGAACAAAAUGUAACAGAGCUAACAUUUAACAUCCUUCACAUAUUUGGACAACAUUACACCAAAUGUUGGUUUUGUACAGAAUUCUGGUGUGCUAUUUAAAAACUAAAACUCCACGUGUGUAGCAACCCAAGUUGUGAAGACAGCUUUUUGGCUUUAGUGAAAAAGCAGUUUACCUGAAAAUAGUAUGUAACCUAUAUUUUGUUAAUUUAAGCAAAUAAAGACAUGAUGAAAAA
This is a messenger RNA of Manis pentadactyla (Chinese pangolin), 6649 nucleotides long. RefSeq names its product zinc finger protein 366 (gene ZNF366). The transcript has 8 exons. The record is from RefSeq and is a predicted model, not a curated record. Gene Ontology annotation, molecular function: DNA-binding transcription factor activity, RNA polymerase II-specific; RNA polymerase II cis-regulatory region sequence-specific DNA binding. The coding region runs from base 900 to 3200 and encodes 766 amino acids. Gene Ontology annotation, biological process: regulation of transcription by RNA polymerase II. NCBI's taxonomy places the organism in Eukaryota, Metazoa, Chordata, Mammalia, Pholidota, Manidae.